AGACAACGGAUCCACCGUCCCCACUAACAAAGAGAAGAAUUUACAAAACCACUCCUAUGUAACGUUCUAAUCUAAGUCGGUCGUUGUCGUUUAAGGAAGGAAGGACUGAGGUUAUUUUCGGAAAUGUCAAAAAGAAAAAACGCUUUAGCAUUUCAUGUUGCUGUGCAAUAGGCGAGUUUCAGUCGCUGGGAAGCUACCCUUCAACGGCUGUUCUUCGCCUCUGUGUUCUGGUUUUCUUCUUAACUCGGUUUUCGAGCUUCUGAGUCGAAUCGACGCGAGUGCUAGAGAUUGGAGAUGCUUGGCGGUCUCUUAGGUCGCGGUUUUGUCCCCAAGGGGAAAUCACUGAUAAAACUGACGAAGAAUCGGAUCGACGUUCUUCGGAGGAAGAGAACCGCGACGAUCAAAUUUCUGAAGAAGGAUUUAGCUGAUCUGCUUGCUAAUGGUCUUGACGUCAAUGCUUAUGACAGGGCAGGAGGACUUCUUGAUGAACUAAAGCAUCUAUGGAAUCUUGAUUUUGUUGAGAGGUCUUGUGACUUUGUCUAUAAACAUCUUUCCCUUAUGCAGAAGAUAAGUGAAUGCCCUGAAGAUUGUCGGGAAGCUGUAUCAUCGUUGAUGCUUGCAGCUUCUGCAUUUUCCGAGCUGCCUGAGUUGCGUGAUUUGAGGCAGAUGUUUCAUGACAAGUAUGGGGAUUCACUGGGACUAUUUAUUAACCAAGAGCUUGUCGAGAGUUUGUCUACAAAGCCAUUUUCUUUGGAGAAGAAAAUGAAGUUAAUGGAAGAUGUUGCAUCAGAAUUUUCCGUUCCAUGGGAUUCCACGGCUUUUGAGAAGAGGAUAUCAAGGCACAAUAACUCCUCUAUAAAGGAGUUAAACAAAAAUCACGGGCUUCCAAAGGCCUCUAAUGACAAGUACAAAUCUAUAGAUGGAAACAAGGUUCCCCCGAUAAGAGAGAAGUAUGAUUUCUCAUCCAAGGAAAUAUCUGAAGGCGUUAAUGCCAAGCACAGCUUGAACAGAACGAGGGCUGAUGCAACAAAAAAAAUGGAUCCUUCCUCUCUACCUGUGAAAGAAAUUUAUCAGAAUGGCCGUAGGGGAGAUUGGUAUGGCUUUUCAUCUAGAGAAAGGUCAGAAUAUGUUCACAAUUCAGCUAGAUCAGAAAGCAGAAACAUAGAGGUGGAAAGGAACAAGUUCGACUUUGAGCCUAGGCCAGAAACUUCCAGGGAAAAACAUAAUUCACUUUUUAACGAGGGGGACACUAUAGUUAUGAAGAUCAAACAUGAGAAUUUGCUUCAAAGGAAGGGACAUCAAGAUGGUAUGGAGCAGAAGCUUAAGAAAAGGGAGGAUAUGGCCUCAAGAACGCCUAACCCUAGCAGCUCCUCGGACAGAGAUGAAAAGCUUUCUUUCACAUCCAAGCAAGAGAAUCUUUCCCAAGCAUACAAACAGGAGAAUUGUGCAGAGCACGUGUCUCAGAAAUCGGAAGAUAAUGCCUCAAGAACACCGAAGCCAAGAAGCUCCUCGAAGAGGACAGAAAAUAUUGAUCAUCAUGGUUCGGGACACUGUAAUGGUUGGGAGAACAGGGAAAAUGCGGUACCUGCUGGAAGGGCCCUGGAUCGUUCGCUCAGUGGAAAUCCAGAAAUUGCCGCUGAAACACAUCAGUCAAAAAGCAGAGACAAAGAUCCAUUAACGGGUAACUAUCGGGGAACUGAGUGUGAUUAUGCAAAGCUGAUGAAAAAAAUUCAAGAAGAAGAACAAGCAGAGAGGCGAAAACGGUCCUUCAGCAAUGCCCUUCCACCUCCGUAUGUUAAACCUAACGGGAUAGCAAGGAACAUCAAAGCUGAAGCUGCCGCAUAUUCAAAGACUGCUCUCAAUAGCAGUUCAGAGACGGUUGAAGCUGCAACUCAUCCUGACGUUGAUAAGAGUGUUUUUGUACCCGAGAGAGCCAAUGAUCACGAUAAUGCGAAAGAUAAUGGUCGUCGGGUUAACGGCUGCAUAGACGAUGCUUUACCCAAAAGGAGAUCUAGUAGAAGGCACUCUAAAUCUUCAACCUGUGACCAAAUUCCCAAUCCUGAGGAUCUCGAGAUAACGAAGAGAAGAACAAGAAGCCGAAGAAGGGAACACUUGAGAAAAGGUCGCCAAAUCUUGUCUGAUGACGAGCAGGACAAGGAUGACGAGGAGAUAAUGAUAGACAACCUACUUAUGCAUUACAGUCGGAAACCCUCGAGUUACAAUGAGAUGAGGAUGCAGCCAGCAUCCAAAAGCAGACACUCCCGUUCGGAGGAUGAUGAACACAACGGAUCACAGAGGAUUCCUCCACCUGCACGGUCACAUUCCCUUCCCGACCAGCAAUCCGAGCCAUCUGAACCAACCAAGGUAUUUGCCCGAGCUGCCUCGUUUCAGCCCGAUCGUUCAAGCGCAGGCAAACACGUGCAUCCAAUGUUACCCGACUAUGACGAUUUGACUGCUCGGUUCAUGGCCCUCAAAGGAAGGUAAAAGUUCUAACACUGUCACAUCUUUCGAUAUUUCUAACAUUCAUUGUUGCAUGUGAUCCAUAGUAGAUAACAGGUUUCGUCAGUUGCACAGAUUGUUGUUCCAUACAAUGUGCUGUCUGAGAAUUACAGAUGCUUAAAAGGUUGCAUCUCUUCGUUUUUGUGUUUGUUUGAACACAUUCACAUGCCUGCAAUGUCAAAUCGCCUGAUUUCAUC
Molecule: messenger RNA, 2696 nt
Organism: Tarenaya hassleriana
Lineage: Eukaryota; Viridiplantae; Streptophyta; Magnoliopsida; Brassicales; Cleomaceae
Exons: 6
Coding region: 295-2484 (729 amino acids)
Biological process (GO): protein transport
Source: RefSeq, a predicted model, not a curated record